UUGAUGAGAGGCCACCAAGAUCCUAUUUACUUUUAGUAAUUAUGGCGGGUAUCCGGGAAGGUGUUCGCGUGAUAUGAAAGUUAGCCUCUGGUUUAGGACAGGGAGCCAGUUUGGUGUUGGAAGGGCUCCUGCGGCGUGUGCGCGAGGCGCGGGCCGGUGCGGGCCGGGCGGAGGGGUUAAGCGCUCCGCGGCGUCUCCUUUAAAAUCAAGGCCUCUGCACGGGGUCCCCGGGGGCGGCCAUCUUGGUAAAGGCCGGAGCGGCGGCGGCGGCCAGCGCGGGGUUGACGCUGGCAGGGCUGCCAGAUUCAAAGGCCACAAUGAGUGAGCGACCGGGCGACGCGAAGCGAACUUAGUCCGGCCUGGGUCCCACGUGGCCUGGGGGCUCCGGGUGGGCCGCCGACGCGGCGCCAGCUCGCGGCCAGGAUGGUGAGGCGGCGAGCGCUGAGGGGCUGCCUGCACCUGCUGGCGCCCACGGCGGAGCUGGCGCGGCGAGGCCGGGGGCGGAGGAACCCGGGCGCCGGCCAUCGUGGCCCCUCCCGCUGCGCGGGGGUGCUGGGUCCCGGGGCGCGGCGGCCCGCAGCCGAGGAGCAGCAGCAGCAGCAGCGGCGGCGGAGGCAGCGCGCACGCCCAGCCGCCUUCAGCACCAGCUCGUCACCAAAGGACAUGGAUGAAAAUGAAAGCAACCAGUCCCUGAUGACAAGUAGUCAGUAUCCUAAAGAAGCAGUAAGAAAACGCCAAAAUUCACGGAAUUCUGGAGGAAGUGAUUCUUCUAGGUUUUCCAGGAAAAGUUUUAAACUGGAUUACAGACUAGAAGAAGAUGUAACUAAGUCAAAGAAAGGAAAGGAUGGGAGGUUUGUUAAUCCUUGGCCAACGUGGAAAACCCCCUCUAUUUCAAAUGCUCUCAGAUGGCUGAUAAUGGAAAAAAAUCACAGCAGUGUUCCGACCUCCAAAGAGGAACUUGAUAAAGAACUCCCGGUGCUUAAGCCAUAUUUUAUCAACAACCCUGAAGAAGUUGGAGUGAGGGAAGCGGGCCUGAGAGUCACAUGGCUAGGACAUGCGACAGUGAUGGUGGAAAUGGACGAGCUCAUCUUCCUCACAGAUCCCAUCUUCAGCGCUCGGGCCUCCCCGUCGCAGCACCUGGGCCCCAAGCGGUUUCGCCGUCCCCCGUGCACCAUCAGCGAGCUGCCCCCCAUAGACGCGGUCCUGAUCAGUCACAACCACUACGACCACCUGGACUACAAUUCUGUCAUUGCUCUGAAUGAGCGAUUCGGGAAUGAGUUGAGAUGGUUUGUGCCUUUGGGUCUCCUAGACUGGAUGCAGAAAUGUGGCUGCGAGAAUGUGAUCGAGCUGGACUGGUGGGAGGAGAACUGUGUCCCUGGACACGACAAGGUCACCUUUGUGUUUACGCCUUCCCAGCACUGGUGCAAAAGGACUCCCGUGGAUGACAACAAGGUUCUCUGGGGCAGCUGGUCUGUCUUGGGGCCCUGGAGCAGAUUUUUUUUCGCCGGAGACACUGGUUAUUGCUCUGCUUUUGAAGAAAUAGGAAAAAGAUUUGGGCCUUUUGACCUUGCAGCUCUUCCCAUUGGAGCGUAUGAACCAAGGUGGUUUAUGAAAUACCAGCAUGUAGAUCCAGAAGAGGCUGUACGGAUUCAUGUUGAUGUUCAAGCAAAGAAAUCUCUGGCAAUUCACUGGGGAACUUUUGCCUUAGCAAAUGAGCAUUACUUAGAACCUCCAGUGAAGCUGAGUGAGGCUCUAGAAAGAUACGGACUUAAGACUGAAGAUUUUUUUGUCUUGAAGCAUGGAGAAUCAAGGUACCUUAAUACUGAUGAUUAAAACUCUUUUGAAUAAACAUGAGCACAGGAGCUUUCAAUGAAAAAGGCACCAUCUGAUAAAAAUCUGAAAAGACUAAAAUUCAUGAACAUUAUGAUUUUUUACAUUUGGAAACCACUUCUGCAAGUUUGUGUCUUAUGUUACAGUUUGCUUACUAACAUGAUGGCCAAUCAUAUAAACAGUUCAGAGAUGGGUCAUUUAAAUAAUGAAUUGGGUAAUGUGGAUUUUAAAUCACGUCUCGAUGACCUAAGUAUUGCUAUGGAAUUUUUUUUUUUUACUAAAGCAUUCUACUUUAGUGGUAGGAUUUUGACAUUAUGGAAAACUGAUUUUAAAGACUCAUUUCUGUUUUUCUAUUCUUCGGGGCCUUCUGUGAGUUGAGGCAAGGCUGUCUGCCUGUCUAGAUUUUCAGAAGCCUACACGUAGAAAUAGUUCUUAUACUCAUAUUAGAGUAAAUGAUGACAUUCCCACAUGCUUAGAGCAAUGAUUGCUCUAUCAAGAUUAGUUUAUAUGCCAAAUAUUAAGUGAUUUAUUUUUUUAAACAUAAAAACAUAGGAGUUUAGGCUAAAUUAUCAUUUGUAAAGACUUAACUUUUUAAGAGAGGAACAGUAUAUUCUAUGGCAUGUCUACAAUCCCCAAAUCAAAAGCCCUCUGAGCUGGGCAGAGGGAGGAGAAAUAUGGUUAUGAGAAUAUGAUUUAUUGAAUUGGAGAUUAAACAUACAGAAAAGUCAGCCCUGCUAAGUACAAAUAUAGCUGCAAGGAAAUAGUUUACCAGGAAAUAAUGUACAAAGGUAAAGUGCAGAUCUUCAAUAUUAAUAGACCAUACACUUUGAAUUCUUUCCUUUCCAUAUUCCAUCUUCUCUCCAUAUACUGAUUUUUUUCCUGGUUUCUUAGCUCUAACACCAAUAUGUCAGUGAGAUUUAUAAACAUGUUUUACAGAUUCUGAUGUCUUGUUUUUAUAUGAAAUGACUCCCUAAGCACAGUUCUACUUGUAUUAAGCCAGUGUGGAUACUAGUGGUUAAAGACGGUAAUUCUGGAGUCAAGCUGACCUGAGUGGUAGUCCCUGAUGGGCUCUGCAGUCCCUUGGUGACUCUGAAUCUUCCCAGGUGAGAGAGCUGGUGAUGACAGAAGCCCCUUCUGUCUUCCCGGUCCACGGUCUCAGUGAAAUGAACAAUAAUCAAAACAGGUUUUCCUUACCAAAUGCUACCCAGGCAGUGCUCUGUAAUUUGUUGUCACAUAUAAAAGUAUAUAUAAUAUGCAUGCCACGUGUUGGCCACUUACUCUGAAUUUUCAUCCUUCGUCCACCAUGGAUUUUCUGUGUUCCCGGAAACAAGUCACCUAAGCUCACUAUGCCUCAGUUUCCUCACGUGCAACAAGAGGGUAUCUUUGACCUACCUCCAAAAAUGUGAAGAAUAAAUAAAGUCAUUGUUUUUUAAAAGCUCUUUGAGAAUAUAAGGAGAAAAUGAUUUCUUAAAAUAUCACUGCCUGACACAGGUAGAUUUGAAAAUGGGAACUAGGCUAAUGCUGUCUGAUAAUGUAUCCUUCCUGCUGCAGAUUCAAGCAGAUAAGGACACUAAACACCAAGGACCAACAACUUCAUCUGCUGCAUUUUGUAAAUUUGGAGUAACAGCAAAAUAACUGUAAAUGAUCUUUAUCUAGAGAGAUGCACAUCUGUCCAGGGGAAAUACUUAUUAAAGCACAAGAAGUUUCCCCCAUAAAAUAAACCUUCAGGAAAAAAACCACACUUUCUUACUCCAAAGGAACAGUUAGCAAGCAGACAGGAAUCAAGGUAUUAGCUCAUGGUGGAUGAGCUUUGGCGGGUGUUGCCCUAACACUAACCAUGUUGGUGGUUGCCUUCCUCGCCGUUGCACAUCUUGCUUAAUUAUUUCUCUUCCCGGAAUGGCCUUAAGGUUAAUUUUGUAUUCACGUGGGCUGUUUAACUAAGGGGCUCUAAGCACUUUAUAAUUACGCUCUGAGUUCUGGGCUUGCCUCAUUUUUCUAGGCUUCUUCACAAGCUUUAAUUUUCAUUACCAUUCACAUUCCAUUUGGAUGUUUUGUUAAGAAGUAGGUCAAACUUUAUCUCACCUUAUAGAAUCUCACUGUUGCAUGGUUUCCAUUUUACCUUUCACUUACCUAUAUUUUGAAGGGUUUAAUGUGCAAAGCAAAAACAAAUUUUGAAAACUAAGACAGACCCACUUUCUUCCCUCCAGUUUCGAAUAUACGUCGUAAUUAAUACCUUUUAGUCUGUCUCAUCCCCUAAGUCAGUUUCUUUUUCUGAACUUACCUUUUUCUUGUGGAAACUGAGGAACACUGGGAUCCUUGUUGCCCUGGAGCGUGGGACCAUCAGUUAGCAGACAGCCCACCGAAAAAGGCAAGAUGUGCCGUGACCUACACAGACGGAGGACUCAUUGUGCACUUUCACUGUGUAAUUCUUUCUGGCUAGUUAAAAACAACUCCUCUUUUUUUCUCCUGCAUUUUGACAUUUCAUACUGAAUGCUCUGAUCUCCAGAAAAUGUGAUUAUUUAUUCAAACUAAUAAUAGAGGAAAAGAAGAGUUUUAGAAUUCAAUGCUGCUAAAGCACAUUGAAACCAAAUCCUGGUUUUAAUGUGUGUACAAUUUUGUAUAUAUAUUUUCAUCAAACAAGGAAGAAGAUUAAACAAAAUUGUUACAAAGGAAUGUGCCUUUCAGGGAUUAAGUUUGCAUCACUGAUAAAUAAAAGUAUCACUCUUACCUCUUACAAUGUACGUUACUACUGUAGCCAAUUGGGACUCCAUGUUUCCACCAUAUACUGAAUCCUUUUUCUAUUGUAAAAAUAUUUCUCCCAGGUUUCAUUUCUGUAUCAGGAUAACCCUGAGAAAGCACAUUUUUCUGUUUUGAGGAUUUUUUUGAGGAUUUGUGACUUCCUAUGGAAUUGUAUGUAUUUACAAAUGAAGUUUUUUUUCUUAAAGCUUAGCCUUAAAUACGUGAAUAAGAAAGCUUCUGCUUGCAAACUGAUUUACUUAAUAAUUAAGCAUGGUGGGGGUUAUGAACAUUACAAAACCUGGCUUGGGGGAGGGGUGCGUGGGCAAGGGGAAUAAAAACCUGGCUGAAUUCAAAUAUAUCAAUAAACUGUUAGGAGCUUAUGAAAUAAAAAUACUAUUAAAAAUACUUGCUGAGAAUUUCUCACACACUGUAAUUUUAGUCAUGUAAAAUAAGGAUGAAAACUAAUGAAUAAAAUAUUUUCAAUUAAGGGGAGAAAUAACCUUGUGAUUUUUUUUCUUCUUUAUUUAGAAAAAUUAUAAAAUUUAUGCUCAGAGUAAAAAGUUCAAACAAUAGAAGGUGUACAUAGAAAAGUCAUUCCCUCACUCUCCAGUCCUAUUCCCAGGAGUUUGGGCGUAAGUCUAGAUAUACCAAAUUGUUUAUAUAUGAAUGACAGAAGUGUUCUGUCCAUAUAUAAGCAUAUAUUGUGUUUAAAAAUCCAUAAAUGGAGUCACAUUAUACAUAUUUUUCUUCAAUAUUUUAAAAAACAAACAUUUCAUGGAUGUCUUUCCACGUUAGCACAUUUCCUUUUAAAGACUAAAUAGAUGAGUUAACCAGUUGCUUUCGGAUGGAUUCUGACAGCUCCCAGCAUGUUACACAGAGCACACUGACUAGGAGUGGGUGAGUGCUAGGGAAGUAUUCCUGACAGUUUACAGGUUUCAUGGACUAGAAUAGAGCCUGCAGAUUUAGGACAGACCUGAAAGCAACCUGGCAGGCGGGCGUGGGAGUACAGGUUCUCACCUCUGCUAAAAGAACAAGGUCAUUCGUAGGGCAGUUAUGAAACGUGCUAACGCCACCUCAGACAGUGAAGGGUAGCUUACACACAAAAAAGGUCACUGUCACUCCAUGCAGAGGAAAUAACUGAAGUGUUUCAGCAAAAAGCAAAAUAAAAAGAAAAUGGUAUAAGAACAAGCUCUUAUAUUAAUUUGGUGUCAAUAACAUGGUCCAAAAUAAACCAGAAAGACCAUGGCAAGUUGUAAUUGUGUUAAAGCUAAAACAUGACACUUACUGUUUCAAUUCAGUAGCUCUAAGAAGGUGAAAAAUGAGAAGUUUAUGUGGAUUACGUCUACACUACAUUGCUCUUUGGAAAAAAAAUAUGACCAACCAGUUAGAAUUUUGGUAGCAUUGUUACCUUUUCCUUCACGUCUGCAUCCUGGUGAUAAACUAAAGCUCUCAUUUUCUGGGCACAUUCUUCUCCAUAUAGCAGGUAAAACAGUGAACCUUUAGUGAAAGUAGGGUGAAUAACUAAACAGCCUUCCUUUUUGAGACAGUUAUUUAUAUUCUGAAAUAGCGUGAGAACUCGAAGAAGAAUCUCCUUUGCUACAUGGCCAUCAUAGAGCGAAAGGAAUGAUGAAUCCACCUGAAACAGCAAAACAACUGUAAGCUCCAUGAGGACAAGCACCGUCGUGCCGUCCUCCCUGGCGUAUACUGCCACUCAGCCCAGCCACACAGCGGGGACUCCAUAAAUGCUACUGUUUCACGGGAUGCUCAGGUGCACUGAACAUAAACAGGUACAUCUUGGACUAGAUCCAAAUAAAUGUGGCCACUGGAAAUGCACACAGCCCAUGUGAAAACAUCUCAACACAUCCGAAAAGGACUAAAAGUGAGGCUCUCCUGUAAUCACAGUUUGAUAACCUCAGAAGUAACUUCAGUGAAGUGGACUAUCCAGAGUCUGGCUUCACACCUGGGCCUUCUAAAAUGCUCGUGCGUUUUUCUCUCCACGGUGCCAGAGAGCACAGACCAACGCAGCAAAAUGUGGAUGACUAAGCAGUGCAACUGAUCGGAACCUCCGCGUAGGCCCCUUCUGUUUCCAGGCUGCUUCCUGACAAAUGGCCCUGGAUAAGAAUGCAUACCUGUCUGAGGGGUUUGCUCAGGUGAUUUCCACAAGGUGUCCCAGUUAACUCAGCUCCAUCUACGUAACGGGUCAAAGUGGAGUGCAGAGACGUCCACGACUAAAGCUUAGAAGUGUAAGGUUUAGAAUGAUUUUUCAACAAAUAACGGCUGAAUCAAACAAAAUGUUUGUUAACCCUGAAGUAAGCAAAAAAUGUGAUUACCCAGCACGUCACUCAGAGAUUCCUUUCAAUCAGGAUGGCCCUGUAUCUGGUUGAGGGGGAGCUAGCUAAUUCAUUUCAAUAAAAAGUAAACUGAUUUUCAGAAACACAAAUGAAUACCAAUCUAUUGAUAACUAAAAUAAGAGAUUAUUUUCACACAUUAAUUUUGAAAUUCAGUACUAGGGGAUAAAAAUAAUGUAUUUUCUGAGGCCCAUGUAAGGGUUUCCCUUAAACUUUUAACUUUCUCUUUCUGAGGGACCUCAACUAGGAUAUAGGUGACUUACAAAUUCAAUGCCAAUCUUAGUAAGCUGGAUGCAAUAGCUCUUUGCACUUUAAGUAAUGACAGCUUCCUUCGUACCUUGGUGCUUCCAUUUCCUGUGAGCAACACAUGGAACAGGUCUGUAAUGUAACUGCGAAGCAUGUGCUGGUGGUCGUUGGUAACUGUCAUGUUUGUUAACAGCCUCAGUCCGGCCAGCUGCACCGCGGAGUUCAGGGGGCCAGACAACACAUCCUCGCAGACUUGAUUCACAUACACCUGAAGGUGGGGGAAAAGGGAGCAUCUUAGAAGCUACUGAACAGUAGCUUUUAUGCACAGUGGAGCAGGGCGAUUACUCAGGAUGAGACUGUCUUCUUGAGAAAGAUGGCAUUUCUAUCCAGCCCUCAAACGUGGGCGACUUCCUUUUAAAGCUGCCCUUGUUCACAGCAGGUGCCGUGCUGGGCCUUUUAUAGAGAUCCCCCCGACAUCCCAGGACAUCGCUAACGAGGGAGUGUUAUUAGGGCCAUUUUACAGAUGAAGACUUUAAAGUCUUCAAGGAGCCUGGCUCCCCUGCUCACCUUUAUCAGUCAGUGGAGCAAUGUCCAACCCCAGAGACCAGGAUCUUAACACCAGUGGGGGCUCUCACUUGUUGGGGGCCUCCCAACUCAGUCUGCCUGUCUGUGUCUGGGCACACCAGGGCCAGGAGGAAGAUGUGUGGGGCCGUUCUGCACCAGCAAGUCCCUGAACAGUAGGGUCUAGGGGCUACAUCAUGUUAGAAGAAAAGAAAGGGGAGCGGGGAGGACAAAGUGAAAUACAACUUUUCUUUAGAGUUCUUUCUUUCAGAAGCAAGCAGAGGCCAGACUACUGGGCCCAGGGUUCUGACUUACCGAGGUGUAUGUACGUGAACUACUCCUUCCUGCUACCGUAAACCACUGCUGACGAAAAGUAACCCAGUGCCAGUGGUACACCCAUGUCACACAGGACAGAUCUCAGGUGAACCCAGGGUAAUGGAAAGUUUUCUAAAACUCUAUUUUCUGUCUGGCCUUUCCAGCUUGGAAACAUUGCGUCUUAAAAAUAAUUGGUAUUCACCUAAGUCUGAAUUCCACCAAAACUUCUAACUGGUAAGAAAAAUUUCCUAAUACGAAAUUCUAAGAAAUUGCCAAUUUUCCCAUGAGCCAGUACUGACUUUUGAAACUAUCCAAAUGUAUCCAUGUUACCAUCGAAACUAAAGUAACAGCAGUGAAGCAAAGAGAUUAGAAUUUUUAAUCUGGUUUCAAGAUCUAAAUAGUAUUUACAAAUCAAUCUGGCUCUCCUGGGUCAUAGUUUUAUUAGCCAUCCAUCCUUCAAAAAAUGGCAUUUCCUUAGCCCUUUACAAAUCAUCUAUUUUCAUAGGAUGCUAAUGUCUUUCAAAGCGUUUCCUAAAAUGUGCUGAGCAUGCACAUCCUUAUUACCUCUGAAUCUCUUCAGUUCUAGCGACAAGAUGACCAAACGGCCCAGCUCUGUUACUCCUGGAGCUGUGCCCACCUCACCUUGGUCCUUUCUCUUGGAUUCCCUCGUUCCUCAACUCUGCCUGGAGAAACUUUACAAGUUCUGAUGAGCGAGAUUCUUAAGAGCUACCUUUUACAGAAACUUGUGAAUAAGAUGCCUCAUUUCUGUGUAUUCAACAAUAUUUUACUUACAUUUUUCCUUAAAGUACUUCAUCAUGUUCUGCCUUGAAUUACAACUAUUUGUGGACUUGCCUUGUCCCUCCUUCUGGCUUUCCUCAAACAAGAGUUAAUCAUGUUCAUUUCUAAACUCUCUAACAGAGAGCAGGAGCUCAAUAAAUUUUUAAUUAACAUCA
Camelus dromedarius (Arabian camel) is the source of this 8992-nucleotide messenger RNA. RefSeq names its product N-acyl phosphatidylethanolamine phospholipase D (gene NAPEPLD). Gene Ontology annotation, molecular function: zinc ion binding; N-acylphosphatidylethanolamine-specific phospholipase D activity. Gene Ontology annotation, cellular component: cytoplasm; membrane-bounded organelle. Gene Ontology annotation, biological process: N-acylphosphatidylethanolamine metabolic process; N-acylethanolamine metabolic process. NCBI's taxonomy places the organism in Eukaryota, Metazoa, Chordata, Mammalia, Artiodactyla, Camelidae. The coding region runs from base 424 to 1833 and encodes 469 amino acids. The transcript is spliced from 7 exons. The record is from RefSeq and is a predicted model, not a curated record.